Molecule: messenger RNA, 2858 nt
Organism: Austrofundulus limnaeus
Lineage: Eukaryota; Metazoa; Chordata; Actinopteri; Cyprinodontiformes; Rivulidae
Product: FERM, RhoGEF and pleckstrin domain-containing protein 1
Cellular component (GO): cytoskeleton
Molecular function (GO): guanyl-nucleotide exchange factor activity; cytoskeletal protein binding
Source: RefSeq, a predicted model, not a curated record
GGCGGGCGGUGCGCGACUCUUUUUUUUUUUUAUUGUUCUGGUAAGGAAGCUUUUCUCCGCGGUUGGCCCACGUUCGUAUCGAUGGCUGCUGCCCAGAAACCACGUCUCACCUGAGAGAGGGAGUCGGUUCGGCUCGGGACCAGAACAAGUUCGCGCGUGUUUGGGAUUUAUCUGAGGAAAAGGGAAACAAAAAAAGCUUCCUCCGAGGGGACAGCUUGUGGAUCCUGGAGGAAGACACAAGGGGCAGACGGAAACAACGGUCAAAAUGUCAGAUUCAGCCGUGAAGCAGUCCACAGCCGGACAGAGGCUGGGUGCCCCUGAAAGCUUUGGAGUGUCCACCCUGGAGCCGGGUCUGCACCCUCCCACCCAGCCUCCGGGGCGCCAAGUCUCCAUAAGGGUCCAGAUGCUCGAUGACACACAGGAAGUCUUUCAGAUAUCGCAACGCUCAUCAGGUAAAGUGCUGUUUGACCUGGUUUGUGUCCAUCUCAACCUGACCGAAGGGGACUAUUUUGGACUCGAGUAUCAAGACCAACGGAAAAUGACUGUGUGGUUGGAYCUCCUGAAGCCGACGCUGAAGCAGAUCAGACGGCCUAAAAACACCAUCCUUCGUUUUGUGGUGAAGUUCUUCCCUCCUGACCACACRCAGCUCAUGGAGGAGCUGACUCAGUAUCUGUUUGCCCUGCAGAUUAAGCGCGACCUGGCCUGCGGUCGUCUCAUCUGCAACGACACCAGCGCCGCUCUCAUGGUUUCCCACAUCAUUCAGUCUGAGAUCGGGGACUUUGAGGAGACGCAGAGCUGGCAGCAUCUCCUGCAUAACAAGUACCUGCCAGACCAAGAUGCCAUCCGAGACAAGAUCAUCGACUGCCACCGCAAGCACGUCGGGCAGACUCCAGCAGAGUCGGACUAUCAGCUGCUGGAAAUCGCUCGGCGGCUGGAGAUGUACGGCGUCCGCCUGCACCCCGCCAAGGACCGAGAGGGCACUAAGCUCAGCCUGGCUGUGGCUCACACCGGGGUCCUGGUUUUUCAGGGCUACACCAAAAUAAACGCCUUCAACUGGGCCAAGAUUCGCAAGCUGAGCUUCAAACGUAAAAGGUUCCUGAUCAAGCUGAGGUCCGAUCCCUCUCAGAACUCUCAUCACGACACGCUGGAGUUCGCCAUGGCCAGCAGGGACUGCUGCAAGGUCUUCUGGAAGAUCUGUGUGGAGUACCACGCCUUCUUCCGGCUCUUUGAGGAGCCCAAGCCCAAACCCAAACCCAUCCUGUUCACCAGGGGGUCCUCGUUCCGGUUUAGCGGUCGAACCCAGAAGCAGAUAAUUGACCACAUGAAGGACUCUGAGCUCAAGAGGGUUCCUUUCGAGAGGAAGCACAGUAAGAUUCUGUCCAACAGCGGCACGUCACCUCAGUCCUCUUCCUUCAGAUCACAAGUGCCRAAAGAGAGUGCCUCGUUGGUGCCGUUAGCAGACCAGCCCGACUCUGUCAGACUGGGCCAGGAGGUCAAAUCGAACGGUUCGGAGGAGCCGCUGGCCACCGCUCCCCCAGUCAACGGUUUUCACGACGGUGCUCUCGGCUCAGACCCGACCCGGUGGAACCACGGUGGAACGGGAUCGGCGCCGGGCCAGCAGCAGCUCCUGAACCCAGAAGUUCCCGGUUCAGAGGACUCUCGGCAGGCGAGUCCCCAAGUGGUUGUUAACAGUUCCGUAAAUGGUCAGGAGCCCGGGGCCGUCCUGGGUCAGGUUCCAGAGGGACAGCAGCUUACACCGCUCACCAGUCCACUGCUCACCGAGGCUGGGUACAUCCGCAACGACGAAGAGGAAGAGGCGAGAAGGAAGAAGUUCCCCACAGACAAGGCCUACUUUAUAGCCAAAGAACUGCUGACCACAGAGCGGACCUACCUCAACGACUUAAAAGUUAUCACAGAGUCCUUCCAGAAAACCGCAGAGAAAGAAGAAGCGUUUCCAGACUCUGUCAGGAACCGUAUAUCCAGCCACUAUGAUCCGAUCUACAAAUUUCAUCAGGGAUUCCUCAAAGAGACGGAGCAACGGCUGGCGCAGUGGGAGGGUCGAUCUAACGCCCACAUCAAAGGAGAUUAUCAGAGAAUUGGUGACAUUUUAUUGAAGAACAUUCAGGGUCUGAGGCAGCUGACCCUUCAUCUCCAGAAGCAUUCAGAGUGUUUGGUGGAACUGGAGCGGGCUUGUAGGACGAGUCGGAAGGUGGAAACUCUUUGCAGGGACUUUGAGCAGCAGAAGGUUUGCUACCUGCCUCUCUACAUCUUCCUCCUCAGGCCUCUCCACCGCCUGCUGCACUACAAGCUCAUCCUGGAGAGGCUCUGCAAGCAUUACCCGCCCACCCACGACGACUUCAGGGACUGCCGAGCGGCCCUGGCGGAGAUCUCCGAGAUGGUGCUGCAGCUCCAGGGCAUCAUGAUGAAGAUGGAAAACUUCCAGAAGCUUCUCGAGCUGAAGAAGGACCUGACCGGCAUCGAAAACCUCGUUAUCCCCGGAAGGGAGUUUAUCAGGCUGGGUUGCCUCAGCAAACUCUCGGGGAAGGGCCUCCAGCAGAGGAUGUUCUUCCUGUUUAGUGAUUGUUUGUUGUACACCAGUCGAGGGAUGACUCCGUCCAACCAGUUUAAGGUCCACGGUCAGCUGCCUCUCUACGAAAUGACGAUCAGAGAAAGUGAGGAGGAGUGGGGCGUUCCUCAUUCCUUUACCUUACAUGGACAGCGCCAGUCUGUAGUGGUAGCUGCCAGCUGUGAGUCAGAGAUGGAGCGAUGGGUGGAGGACAUCAGGAUGGCCAUCGAUUUGGCAGAACAGAGCAGCGUCCUGGACACUGGCCUGCUGUCCACCAGUCCAGCCGACAACA